Acanthochromis polyacanthus (spiny chromis) is the source of this 3239-nucleotide messenger RNA. RefSeq names its product protein phosphatase, Mg2+/Mn2+ dependent, 1F (gene ppm1f). The record is from RefSeq and is a predicted model, not a curated record. Gene Ontology annotation, molecular function: cation binding; protein serine/threonine phosphatase activity. The transcript is spliced from 8 exons. The coding region runs from base 199 to 1506 and encodes 435 amino acids. Gene Ontology annotation, cellular component: cytosol. Lineage: Eukaryota; Metazoa; Chordata; Actinopteri; Pomacentridae. Gene Ontology annotation, biological process: protein dephosphorylation; negative regulation of protein kinase activity.
UCCUGAACGCUUUGUCACACGUGUGUGUGUACGCGCGCGCGCGCGUGCGCGUGUGUGUUGUCAGUAACUGUCUCUUCCUCUUUGUUAUUUCCACUGUAGCUCUUCUUCAGUACUGAACUGAGGGCUGAACCAACUUAGCUCCAGGUCUCCACUUGGGACUUGUUCACUGCAGAGCUCAGUGCAGCCAGAGCCAGUAGGAUGGAGGAAGAGGCCAUUUGCUUCCUGGAGAGGUUUGUCAAAGAGUUCCCAGCUGCUCUGGAGGAAAGCAGCUCACUGCCAAUCAGCCCUCUGAGCCACAAGGUCUCUCUGGAGGAGCUGCAUGGAGAAACCCUAGACUUGGGCCUGAGGCUACUGGCUUCCAGAAAUGCUCCUGCAGGCCUCAGUGCCCUCCUGUCCCAUACAGCACUGACCCAGCUGCUCCAGAAUGACCUUUCCUCUUUCCACUGCCCCCAGGAAGCUGAAGCUAACCAGGAAGAGGGAGAGACAGUCGUCUUACUUCAGUCGGAGGCAGUCCAACGUCUCUUCCUUAACAAGCUGAUAGAUGUAGCGCUGGAGUGGUACGAAAACCUACCCAAGCUGUCCCUCUCCCCUUCACGCAUCCUCCACUGCUCUGUUCAUGCUAUCAAGAACACAAGGAGAAAGAUGGAGGACAAACAUUUGGUGCUAGCAGAGUUCAACCAACUCUUUGGAAUGCAGGACAGGGUAGCGCGUGCCUACUAUGCUGUGUUUGAUGGCCACGGAGGAGUGGAUGCUGCCAUCUACGCCGCCACUCACCUCCAUGUUGUUCUGAGUAAACAGGAGACACUGCAGAGUGACACCGACACAGCCUUUAAAACUGCCUUCAGACGCAUAGAUGACAUGUUCAGAAGCAAAGCCAAGAGAGAGCGUCUCCGAAGCGGCAGUACAGGAGUGGCGAUGCUGAUACAGGGUCAGCAGCUGACUGUCGCUUGGCUGGGUGACUCUCAAGCCAUACUGGUCAGAAAACAGCAAGUUGUUACACUCAUGGAGCCUCAUAAACCAGAGAGAGAGGAUGAGAAGCAGAGAAUUGAGGAUCUGGGAGGCUGUGUUACCUUCAUGGGCUGCUGGCGUGUUAAUGGCACCUAUGCUGUAUCCAGGGCUAUAGGUGACUUUGACCAGAAGCCCUAUGUAUCUGGAGAUGCAGACUGCUCAACAGUGCAGCUGUUGGGGGAUGAAGAUUACGUGCUGCUGGCAUGUGACGGCUUCUUUGAUGCAGUGAAACUUUCAGAGGUCCCCGAACUUGUUCUUGAUGCACUCCAGCAGGUUUGUGACCCUGAAGGAGGAGCUUCACUCGAACAGCCUGAGGAUGCUGUAGGACAGAGGGUUGCUCAGCAGUUGGUAGCCCAUGCCAAGGCAGCUGGAUCAAGUGAUAACAUUACAGUCAUGCUGGUAUUUCUGUGUUCUCCGCUGCAGCUGCUUGUUCAGCAGUCCACAGAAACUGGACAAGCUACUCAGCACUUCACUUCUCAAGAUGCAUCACAGCAGUGAAUGAGUAGGUCCCUUGCCCAGACACCACUGUGAUACUCAGAUACUGCCUGACUCAGAAUUUCUCAGCCAGCUAUUCCCACAGGUGCUGUCAGUUAUUCAGCAGAUUAGCUAAGCUCAUUUGAUGCUGGCAUACAUAUCAACACAGAAAAGUCUCGCUACAACACCGCUGAUCAGUUAUCAAUAAAAGUUGAUUCAGUUGUGUUUAGGCCACGUCGUUCACAUUCACAUCGAGAUCAGCUUAUUAUGUCACUAUCCUAAAAACUCAUGUGAUUCAAUAUGAAUUGAAAAACAGAUGUCAUGUGAGCAUUACAUCAAUUUGUCAGUGUGUACAUAUGUUCAUAUCUUAAUCAUGUUCUGCUUUUAUGGUCAGCAUUGAUCAGCUCAUACUAUGUCUUUGUGGGACGUAAGCCUUUGGUACAAAAUGUGUUUCAUUCGUAUUUUUUUCAAAAAAUUCGACCUACCAUAAGCACUGCAAAGAUUGCAACUUUGUUUCUGUGAUUAAAAAUACUUUUUUUGAACAGAUUUGUAAUUAUAUUAAUAAUUUCUAAAUUAAAUCCAUACUUGAGUCCUUUGAGGAAGCAUAGUGAGUUGAGAUUUGAAUUGUGAGAUUUUAUAACUACAUAAUACUGACUGUUAAUGCAUUUGAAAUCCAUCAGUCGGAAAAUAGUUCAAAGCCUUUAUAAAGUUGCUGCAGUUUCAAAACCAGCUUCACAAAUUCAGAUAAGUGUAAAUGUCUAAAAUAUUCAGUCAUCAAGUUUGAAAGAAAGAUUUUUGUUUUAAAGAAGAAAUUCCAUGGUCAAGUCUACCUGACAGCAGACAGGCUGGGAAUCUCUGUUUAGGGAAAGGGGUUUUUUUUAACACCCAAAUCAAAUCACAUGAAUACAGAUGGUUUUAAUAAAUGUAGUAUAUUUAUUGGUAUUUAAAUUUGGACAAUUAGAAUCCAAUAGUAAUUAUAUUAUGUGUUACUAAGACUUGAAAACCUGACAGCUUUUCUUUGCUUCCAUAUUAUUUCUUUUCGAAAGAGAAGCUGUUCUUCUCUUCAUCUUCUCACCAUUAGAACAGUCUGUUACCUUUUUAAGCAUUGUAUUACUGUGUUUUGUCAAGUAUUAGUUCUCAUCCACCAUGUCUUAUCAAAUGCUCUCUUUGCAUUGUCAGUAUUAUACACUGUUCUUGCAUCACACUUAUGGAAGUGACGCAAAAAAUCUCACUGACUCAGGCUUUGCAGUAGGAUUGGAUUCACAUGGACAUUAUUAAUAUGCUUCAUUGAAGAGUAACAUGAGAAACGUUGAAUCCUUUUACCGUCAGUCUAACACCUACCAGUCAGCCUUUAGAGACUUGCCUAACAGUGUGACUAAUUAAAGUUUACUAAAUGACUAUGUUGGGCCAUCAGCCUUGAGCUGUGAUUCUAAGAUUCUGCAGUGAAAAGAUUCAGAUAGGAUGACCUUUGAAGUUGAGGUUUGUUUUUUUUCCCCCAAGAUUUUCAGGGUUAUCAAAAUGACAGAGUGAUCACAAAUAUCAGUAUCUAGUUCACAAGGUGCACCUGGAGGGCUAAACUAACCCCCAGGGGUCUGCAUGGUGAGGUCAUGUAUUGGAUCAGAGAUAGUAUUUCUGACUCCUAUGUUUAAUUUUUUUAUACUUGUUUUUAAGUAACUGUUCUUCUUGUCUGACUGAAAGCAUUAAUGUCUCGAUUUCAGAAGAUUGUGGGAUGUAAUAAUAAAUUUUCAUAUUCUGUA